UUUGCCGGUUUCGGGUGCAAAGUUUCAAACCGUCUGCAAACUGCAGAGCUCAGGACUGUGCGUUGCCGUGUUUGAAUUCUGUGUUUUUCCAAUUCCAUUGUCUCCGUGCUUGAAAUUGCGGAUUUGGGAGUAAGGGAAUCGGUUUUUCUGAAGAACAAAUGAUACACAUCUGAAGCGAUACACGUAUUUCCAAUAAGCAGGCAGCCGCACAGAUACAUGCCUAGCCAAGUACUCCUUGGCAAUUAAUACAGAUACUGCCUUUCCUUAGUGCGUUUUGCACCAAGGUUGCUUAUCUUGGUCUGUGAGUAGAUUUGCUAUUAUAAUUUUAUAUUCUAUUUAUUGUAACUGUAAAAGAUACAAUUUUAAACUGGGAAUCAGUCACCCGAGUGAAACAUCUUUUAUUCACACAUCCAAAACAGAUUACGAUACGGUAGACUAAAGGCUAGUACAAGGUUGUUUGUCUUAUUAAUUUAUCCUAGUCUAGGUUUUAUUGAUCGAUAUAGUACGAUUUUAUUAUCGCAGACUUGAAAUACUAAACGUGAUUUUAAAAUAUUUGUUAAAUUUAAUAAAUUGUACACACCCAUUCAGGUAAAAUGGCUUGUGAGCCUGACCGUGUACGGCUACUAUGCAUGAUGUCGCUGACAUUUGGGUUUUUCAUUGUGGAGGUUGUGGUCAGUCGUAUAACUUCUUCUUUGGCUAUGCUUUCGGACUCUUUUCAUAUGCUGUCAGAUGUCCUAGCUUUAGUAGUGGCUUUUGUCGCCGUUCGUUUUGCUGAGAAAACCCAAUCUACCAGCAAAAACACCUUCGGGUGGAUUCGUGCCGAAGUGAUGGGUGCCCUGGUGAAUGCCGUGUUUUUGACUGCUCUCUGUUUCACCAUUAUAUUGGAAGCUAUUGAGCGUUUCACGGAGCCGCAAGAAAUUGAGAACCCUAUGGUAGUUAUCGGGGUGGGUGUUGGGGGUCUCCUAGUCAACCUGUUUGGUCUUUGCAUGUUUCAUGGACACGCAGGGGGCGGACACGGGCACUCCCAUGGUGGUGGCCAUACACAUUCUCACGGGAAUAAGAAAAACAAAAGAAACAAAAUAUGCAAGACCCAAACCCCGACGGGGAACGGGUCGACUGCUGAAGAGACCAACAACCUGGUAGGAAACUGCAACAGUCCUAACGGAGUUAAUUCUGACAGACCUGAAAGACAUGAUCUGCUGCGAGAAAACAGUUUGCAUAUCCACAGCAACACUCAGUACGAUGAACUGGAUCACGGUGACGAAUCGGCUUCGCAGCUCAACAUGCGUGGCGUCUUCCUGCAUGUUCUGGGGGAUGCCCUGGGCUCAGUCAUUGUGGUGGUGAAUGCCAUUAUCUUUACUUUUGUGUGGCAGCCCUGUCCUGAAGGAGAGCCCUGUCUCACCCCAUGUGUGGACAGCCACUGCAUGGACCACAAGCACAUCAACCAUACGUUGGUGAGCGUGCUGAGGAACGGCACCGAGGCCAUUACCAGUGCAGGGCCCUGCUGGGUCCUCUACUUGGAUCCCACUCUCUGCAUCAUCAUGGUUUUCAUUCUACUGUACACCACAUACCCACUUCUGAAAGAGUCAGCCCUUAUCCUGCUUCAGACAGUGCCCAAACAGAUCGACAUGCAGCUACUGAAUGAAAAGCUGCGAAACGUGGAGGGCGUACUGGCUGUCCAUGAGCUGCACAUCUGGCAGCUGGCAGGUAGCCGUAUCAUCGCUACAGCCCACAUCAAGUGCCACGACCCCACCUCCUACAUGGAUGUGGCCAAGAGCAUCAAGGAUUUCUUCCACAAUGAGGGCAUCCAUGCCACCACCAUCCAGCCAGAGUUCGUCACCGUCAACUCGGAAUCCUGUAUUUCUCUUUGCGAGCUCUCCUGCCGGACACAGUGUGCCCCCAAGCUGUGCUGUGGCAACGGAGACAAGCCUGAGAAAAAGGCCACAGACAAGGCCAUGGGGCUGUCCACCCCCUGCCUAGAGAACAUCGAUGAGUCUCCAGAGCACAGAGGCAGGGAACAGCCUCCUGUGGAGGUGGAAAACCAAGUGGGUGCAAGGUCAGAUGGAGAAGUAGUGAUCCAGAGAGAGUCUCGUGUUGUUUGAAGUAAUUGGAGAUGGAGGAACGUUGUUUCACCAGGAAGAUGGGACAGCUGAAACAACCAUUUACAUUUACAUACUACACAGGGUGUUUUAAAACUGUAACAAAGUUGUAAGGUGAUGAACUUACUCUGCAAUGAUACAAAAUGACAGUAGAGGGAAGAGGGGAGGGUGGGAGGUGUGUAAACCCAAUGUACAGGCUUUUUUGGUCUAUCGUGACAUUCCAAGACUUUAUAAACAGCAGGUAUACCAUAUCAGAGUUGUCCCAAAGGGCAAGAAGCCUCUUUUAGAAUGAUUUGAUAUGCUCCAACUAGUCUAGUCAAUAUUAACAUUGAAAAUAAGUAGCCGCCAAUCCCAUCCCUUAUAUUUUUCAAAUAUAGAAAUGGCGGGGUGGGGGGGGGGGGGGGGGAUUUUCAUGUUAGUGUAAUAACUCUGGAAGAACCCCCCUUCCUUCAAAUUCUCUAGAGCUGUUAAGAUGGCUUUAUCUUGCUUCAAACUUAGGGAUAACUCUGGCAGUGCAACUUACUCUAUACAUUAUUUCAAGCAUUACAUGUGCUGUCUUUACCUUGUUGAAUGGAAUUUCUUACUUUUAAUGUUUCCUAACCACCAGUUAAUCCUUUUUGUAACUGAAAAUGGCUCUAACAAAGCUAACCCUCAUAAAUGUUUGUUGUGGGCUGGUUGCCAUCUGCUCUGAAUCAAUGUAAACAGCUGAUUUUUUUGUGGGGGAGGGUGGUCCUUUUUUUUUUUUUUUGCAGCUGGCUGGAAUGGUUUGAUAAAAGGCUUAAAUUUGGGUUUGUAAUACCUAACUUGCAUUGCAAACAACAACCCCUACCUUCAACACUAUAAGAUAAGAACCAAACUGCUGCUUCCACAAACUUUCCAGGAUCAGUUCUGUCUUUAUAUACUUUGUUGCUUUUUCUCUAUGUUUACUUCUCCCCAAUUCUUUAAUUCUGAUUUAUUUUGUUCUCUCCCACCCCCUCUUUUACAUAUAUCUGUGUAAUAUACCCUACCCCAUCUCUGGGAGAAAUAACUAAUAUGACUAGUGCAGAUAGUCAAGAUCCCAAUUUGCCCAGACCCCUGUAUCUACCCUUUUUUUGUAGUAAAAUAUAUAAGGAUAAGCAAGACUAGAGCUACUUUGGUGCCAUUAUUUCUAAUAGAUUUUCUUCCAGGGAACCACCCUGCUACUUUGGUUAACCAACCCCUUACAUUAUUGCCUAGUUGGAAGCCAACAAAACAUAAAAAGGUUAAUUCCAUAACAACCAUAGGGAAUAGAGCACAACUGCAUGUAUCAUGGAUAAGUGCUUGUGGCAUACCACACACUAGCUAAUUUCUUGAGCCAUAGUAGUAGGUCUCAACUUGCACUGUGGUUUCAACUGAACUAAAAAAAAAACACUUAUUGCAACAUGUACGUUUAUGUAAAUGAUUGUGUAAGACAACCAAGCAUGUGUUUGACAAGUAUUGUGCACCUAAGCUACUGUAUAAAUACACUAAGUGUGUAUUGCAUUUGGUAGCUUUGGCACUGCUGGAGAGCCCUAAAAAAAGCAGAAGCUCCGAUGGUGUAAAGAUAUCAAAUAAGAGCUCAAAGGAUUGAGGAUAAAUUCAUACAUGGUGUUACAAUACCUAAUUAACUUACUGUCAAAACAGUUUAAUACUCUGCAAAUACCUUCAGACUUAAGGUAACCAAUUCAACUGAGGUCAAAUGUAUUUUGCUACUUUUUUUUGUUGUUUUUUAAUGAAAGUUCUCACUUGUUUCAGUUUGUGAAGUCCUUAACUUGCAGAUUAACAGCACCGUUAAGGGUUGAAGUUUUCAGGGCUUUGAUUUUUGAUCCCCUAACAUCCCUUUUAAACUUAUUUUGAGACGAUUCUGUUUCUUAAUUAAAUUCAGAAAAGCUGUUCAUUACAAAACAAUGACACUUGUUUUUACCUUCAUGUCCUGACUGAGCCUAAUUCUGUUUUGCUUAAUUUUUAUUUCAAGCAGACAAAUUACGUUAAUUGCUCAUCACUGAUCCUAAUUGCAUUUAAUUCUUGUAGUCAUCUAGCUUAUUGUGCUUUUGUUAUUUUCACUUAUUUAACAGGGUUCUUCUGACAUUCUUUUCAGCAUAAAAUACCCCGUACAGAGUGUAGACUGACCGCAAGUCCGUCAUUUAAAGUUUCUGAUUUUGUAGCAAAGAAAAUAUUUGUUAAACCCAGUCUUUAAUUAGUAGUUUUCUCUUAAGAUGCAGAGACAGCAUAACGGCUUAUUAACAUUUAAAAGGAGGAAGGAUUUGGAAAAUAAAAAAAUGAAAAAUUCAAGCCCAAACUGUAUUCCAAGUGUACACUAAUACCCUUUUAAUUACCUGUUGUCUACUGAGAUUUACCGGAAUGCCUUGGUUUCUUUGUGCAAUCUGCUUAUUCAGAAAGUCCGGUGUUUGGAGUCCGUAUACCUAUUAAAAUUGCUUUUCAAAACUGUCCCUGAAUGCCUUAGGCAUAGUUUUGACUAUGAAGUGGUAUGUCAUAUAAUGUAGUAUUGCACACAGUGCCUUUUAGAGCCCCUAGAUCAGUGUUAUAUUUUAACACUUUACCUAAACAUUUACACUGUGCUCCAUGAGUUUGUGCAUCUUAGCCAGGUUCUGUAAUUUAAAAAUGGUGCAGUCAAGUCAAUGUAUGCAACUUUUAUACGUUCAAAAGUACCCCUUUGAACAUUCCAUGAACAUGUUAGUUAAAAAAAUAAGUAAAAAAAUUAAAUGUAAAUGUUUUGGUACUGAUUGAGAAAUAUAGGCAUUACCAGGUUCACUGUAAUAGCAAGUAGGUUCAGUUUUCAGACAACUUUUAAAAAGCUUUAAUUUCAGUAUGAGAACCCCCAUUUAUUACACAUGUUUCCAGACAGGGCUUGCAUUAGGAUGAAAAACCUGUUGGUCCAAUGUUGCCACCUUUUGCACAUAUUUCAGUGUAGCACAUUACACAGUAUUGACUGUGAAACCUAAGAGUUCAUUGCAUUUUAUUCUGUUGUACAACUUGUAUUUUUUUAUUUUCAGUGAUAGGUAUAUUGCCUCUAUUUUACUUUUCUGGAUAAUAAAUUGCACAUUUCACAUUUUAAUAAAAGCUGGAUUCCAUUCAGGUACCCCCCCCCCCCCCCCCCCCCCCCCCUCCAUCACACCCCAUAGUAGCACUAUAUAUAUUUUGCUUUUUUUGUGUUUGUGUUCUGAGGACCACAUGUACGAUAUACAGCUGUGUAAAAAGUUUAUAUAUAUAUAUAUAUAUAUAUAUACACACACACACACACACACUUUUGAUGCUUGAAUUAGAAUUAUAUAAAGGCUGAAUUGCAUCCAAAGGUCCUCGCUUUAAGUGUAGAUAAAACUCCCCUUUAUGAGGGCAUGGCGACCUCUCUAAUUCUACUUAUGUUUUGUUUCAUAGCUCGGCUUGAAAUAAUGUGUGAUUGCAUUAUAUCUUUUAUUGCUGUUAGUGCAGAUAGUUUAAACUAUCAACCCUCAAUUGGUGUCGAGAGAAGAGGUUUUAAAUUUUGAAUUCUUUAUAUUUGAAAAAUAAAUGAAUGUCAGCUCAGAGCUUGAAUUUAUGUCGGCAUGUAAGGUUAUUUAUUUAUUUAUUCCCACUUAAGUGAAUUAUUUUAAAGUUUUUGGCAGUUUCAGAUAAAAAGAAUAGUUAAUUUAACUGUCUUCUUUCAUUAGGAAAUCAGCAGAAGUGACUAAAGAUUUUCUCACAAAGCUUAAUUUCCAGGAUUUCCAUUAACCAUUCUCCCUUGCUGAUUGUUUUUCAUGCCUCGAGGUAGCUGAAAAUCUUUUAAAGGUCUCUCUUUACAUCACAAACUGUAACUGGUCUUGAUCAUCACAGGUGCAUAUCUCAUUCUGCCCUGCAAUUUCGACUGUAGUCAAGUGAAAACAAUUCAGUCAAGGUAGUAGCUGUACAUUGAUGUAAGAAUGUAAUUUUUGUUCUUGUCCUCUAAAUGUUAUGAUGCAAACUGGUAAAGAUUUAUUUUUCAAAUGCAACCCUUGGAGCAUGUGAUCUUUGCGUAUUACGACUGAAUCUGUUAGAACUGGUAGAUAUAUAUAAAAAAAAAAGUGUUUUUGUUGACAGCCCUGUUUUUUGGGCAAAGUCCUGGUGCAGUUUUAUGCACCCUUUGUCUGGAUAAUAUAGGUACCAUUUUAAUUUUCUGUCAGAUUUCAUAGAAUGUGCAUUUGUGUAACCAUUCUCAACUUUUGCAAUUCAUAAUACUAUACAUUGUUUUCCAAAGCUGUUUCUACCUUGUACAAAGGCUUUCAGAAUGCUUUAUUAAUGGUGUUAUUAAAAAAAAAAAAAAAAAAAAAAAAAAAAAAAGACUUGUGUUCUAUUUAUUUGUUUUGGACGAUAGCAGCUUGGUAGAACAACUUAUGCCAAAAGACCCCAACCUUAAUUAAUCAUAAUUUAAUUUAGCCUCAUAAUCUAAGCUGUGGUUAAAAACAGGUAUUCCACAAUUGGAGCAAUAAUCAAGUACCACAGAACAAAUUCAACUGGUACAGCAGGUAGGAGAAUCGUCGGCGAUUAACAACCAAGAACUUCAAGAUCUAGAUGCACCAGGCAUAACAGUGCAUGAAAGAACUGUAACAUGAGUUGUAUGCACAUAGACCUCACUGCAAGCCACUUCUAAAGAAAAUUCAUAAAACAAACUUAAAAUUUGUCAAGCGUUAUGAACAGAAAUGUGGUUUCGGGUGACGCACAAUAUGUGCGUUAAAAAUGGGGGAAGGGGUCGCGGGACA
Polyodon spathula (Mississippi paddlefish) is the source of this 6829-nucleotide messenger RNA. RefSeq names its product zinc transporter 1-like. Gene Ontology annotation, biological process: intracellular zinc ion homeostasis; zinc ion transmembrane transport; detoxification of zinc ion. The transcript has 3 exons. Lineage: Eukaryota; Metazoa; Chordata; Actinopteri; Acipenseriformes; Polyodontidae. Gene Ontology annotation, cellular component: Golgi apparatus; endoplasmic reticulum; membrane. The record is from RefSeq and is a predicted model, not a curated record. The coding region runs from base 594 to 2102 and encodes 502 amino acids. Gene Ontology annotation, molecular function: zinc ion transmembrane transporter activity; calcium channel inhibitor activity.